AUGGGUACUAAGCGCUCUUGGGAAGGGCAGGCCGUCGUCAACAUGACCUCCAACGGGUCGGCUGGUCCGACCAUCUCGAUCUUUGAGAACUUCCGUGACGGCCUCGAUGAGCACCACGACCGACGCGAGCGCAUCAUCAAGGCCAGCCGCGACAUCACCGCACUGAGCAAGAAAAUCAUCUUCGCUCUCCAACGCGUGCGAACGACCAACCAACCCAUCCCGCCGAAAAUCGCACAGGAAAACGACACCCGCCUCGAGCAGAUUCAGAAGCUCUUUGCCUCAGUCACCCCUGAUCUUACCAGUAUCAACGCAUGGCGCUACCAGCGCCAGAUCAGCGGCGGCAUCCAGGAGUACAUUGAGGCAAUCUCAUUCGACCAUUACCUCCGCACCGAAACCUUGAUUACCCACGCGGAAGUCGCAGCGCGACUACCAGGGAUCUUAGUGACAGAAGAAGAUUACCUGAUGGGUCUUUUCGAUCUGACGGGGGAGAUGAUGCGAUUUGCCGUGACAGCACUAAGCUCGGGCAACACGACACCUACAGACGCCGCCAAGGCGGGCAUCCUUCUCGACCUCCGCGCUGUCCGUGCACGAUGUGAGGCGCUCAGUGUUCCGGGACGACACCGCUCCUUCAUGUACAAGGAUCUCUUCAAGAAGACGGAGGUUAUGCAGAACAGCGUGGAGAAGGUGGAACGCGCCGCGUACGGGAUCCUGGUGCGAGGCAGUGAACGGCCGAGUGGUUGGACUCCGGAUCUGUCAGGGCCGAUGGAAGUUGAGACUCGUUGA
This is a messenger RNA of Penicillium canariense, 783 nucleotides long. RefSeq names its product translin family protein. Lineage: Eukaryota; Fungi; Ascomycota; Eurotiomycetes; Eurotiales; Aspergillaceae. Gene Ontology annotation, cellular component: nucleus; cytoplasm. The coding region runs from base 1 to 783 and encodes 260 amino acids. The record is from RefSeq and is a predicted model, not a curated record. Gene Ontology annotation, molecular function: sequence-specific DNA binding; RNA endonuclease activity; RNA binding. The transcript is spliced from 2 exons.